Symbiodinium natans is the source of this 1764-nucleotide messenger RNA. Lineage: Eukaryota; Dinophyceae; Suessiales; Symbiodiniaceae. The record is from the annotation of a GenBank genome assembly.
AUGGAGGUGCCACCGAGAGUGUUCAGCUACGCUCCAACCAUUCGGGAUACAAACGCACUGUACCUCUCCAACAUGAGCACUCAAAGCGAUGUUUUCGAUGGACAUGCUGCGGAUGUCCCGUUUGAGUUGCCAGCCGCAACCUCAGCACCCUCGCCGGCGCAGCCCGCUGCGCAGCCCGCGGCGCAGCCCGCGGCGCAGCCCGCGGCGCAGCCCGCUGCGCAGCCUGCGGCGCAGCCUGCGGUGCAGCCGCAGCCCGUAACGCAGAAUGGGGGACUGCCUGGCCUAGAGGUGACGGUCUUUCAGGACACCACCACGGCAGCGGCUGUGGCCCCCAUCGAGGUGCCUGCUGUGACUACGGUGGCCCCGGCGGUGCCGCUACCAACGCUUCAGGUAGGGUCUGGCUGUGCGCGGCCGCUGACGGCAGUUUCCGUUGCAACAGCCGUCGCGGAGCCGCAGCUGAGGUUGCACUUCGGGGCUUGUGGCACCGGCCCUGCGGCUGUGGUGGCCGCCAAGCUCGAGAAAGACACCACGGUGACGGAACAUCCCGGCAUGGCUGGGCACCAGCUGCUGCGGUGGAUGUGUCAGGUAGACCCUGCAAACUGCAAAGACGUGUUGGCGGAGCAGAAUGGUGACGAGCCGGCCUCUGCGGAAGCUUUGCAGGGGCUCAUCGGACAAGGCCCUUGCGUCGGCCAGGGUGUUGUUCCGGAAGCGGGCACGGAUGCGGCGUCGGCCAGCGCGUGCCAAUCUGCGUGUCACGAGCGCAUUGAGCAGAAUCGGAAAGAUCCUUCCUUCACAUCUUGCACAGGCUUUGCAUGGGAUGUCGAAGCAAAGUCCUGCAUGCUCUACACUGGCUGGCCUGUGACGGAGUCAGACCCUUCCCUAGGCAAAGAAAAGACGUGCUAUUCCUUGAAGUACGAGGAUAAGCUCGUGCAGGAGGCGGAGCAGGGCAUUCACCAGCCAUUGGCGUUUGAUGACAAGGAGGUGAACCUCGACGUCUUCGAGGACCUUAUGAAACAGACCGCAGGCUCCCUGAACCUGGAGCUGGUGGCCAUGGAGCCCACGUGCUUCCAGGGCUUCGCGUGGUACGCCUUGAGCAAAGCCAUCCCCAUCGGCAAGGCCAGCUGGGACCUCAUUGGCCUCUUGGCAACAAGGAAUGCCGCUCCCUUUGUGCCCCUCGCAGAACCGGAGACCCAUGGCAUGCUCCAGGUGCUGGUAAAGCGCGCGUGCUUCAAGGAUUGCGAGGGGAAGCUGACGGGGGACUGCGCCGAGGCCGAAAGGGUGGAGAACGCGGCGCCGAAGUUCUCCGAACUGCCGGACCAGCUGAAGCCCGGGCCGCUCUACUACGACCCGGUGCCAUAUCCGCAGACGCGUGCAGGAGAGGUUGUGCGACAAAUGAUGGGCGACGAGACCUACACUGACCUUUUCUCAGUGCGUGAUGGCGUUUGGGCAUGGCACGCGGUGUUCAGCGUCGGCGCUGUCGCCCUGGGCUUUGUAGUGACCGCAGGACUCAUCACCUGCUGCACGUACAAGGCACCACUUCCGACACCCAACCCCGGGGACGAGAAGAUUCGCCUUGUCUAUGAUGGCCCAGAAGGUGAGCGCGAGGUUCUUCUCCGCCCGGCCGAUCAUCUCUCCGGGGCCUGGGGUUCCGGUGCUCCUGGGGCGACGAACCCCCUCAACACCGUUGGACCUGCAGUCGUCACACCGGCGCCACCGACAGAGACGCGCAGUCUCUUCAGCACGCUGCUGUCAACGCAGCCGUGA